Lachnellula hyalina is the source of this 570-nucleotide messenger RNA. RefSeq names its product Protein UPS2, mitochondrial (gene UPS2). Bases 1 to 570 code for a protein of 189 amino acids. The transcript is spliced from 2 exons. Gene Ontology annotation, biological process: phospholipid transport. Gene Ontology annotation, cellular component: mitochondrial intermembrane space. The record is from RefSeq and is a predicted model, not a curated record. Gene Ontology annotation, molecular function: phosphatidic acid transfer activity. NCBI's taxonomy places the organism in Eukaryota, Fungi, Ascomycota, Leotiomycetes, Helotiales, Lachnaceae.
AUGAAGGUGUUUUCCAACUCAGAGACCUUCGAUUACUCCUGGGAGGAAGUCUCUACUGCAAACUGGCGGAAGUACUGCCCAUGGAACGAGAAGUCGACGCAUGUCAUUGCCGUUGACACCUUAUCGCGGCAUGUCGAUGCUGAGACCGGAAUUCUCCGUACCGAACGCUUGAUAACGUGCAAGCAAAGCGCGCCGAAAUGGCUGGCUUCUUUGAUGGGAGGAACAGACGUUUCUCACGUCUUUGAGACUUCCUACGUGGAUCCUGAGUCAAAGAAAGUCACCAUGGUCUCGCAGAACCUCACCUGGUCGAAUAUCCUGAGCUGUCAAGAAAAGGUCGUCUACCAGCCCCUAUCAGCUACGAAGACACAAUUUGUACAAGAGGCGAAGGUGACUGCGUUGUGUGGAGGUUGGCAAAAGGUUAAGAACGCCGUUGAGGAAGCCACAGUUUGCCGCUUCAGCGAGAAUGCCCGGUUGGGAAAGGAAGGAUUCGAGACUGUGCUGGAGAUGAGCCGCAGAGUCUUUAGUGAAGAAAAGAAGAAGCAGACGGAGAGAGAGACGGUGGCGUUGUAG